This is a messenger RNA of Homo sapiens (human), 2563 nucleotides long. It is a transcript of the gene BTBD16, whose product is annotated as BTB domain containing 16. The transcript is spliced from 12 exons. The record is from RefSeq and is a predicted model, not a curated record. The coding region runs from base 1473 to 2489 and encodes 338 amino acids. NCBI's taxonomy places the organism in Eukaryota, Metazoa, Chordata, Mammalia, Primates, Hominidae.
CAAAAAAAGAAAAAGUGAUAUUAUGCAGCUAUGUUAAAUUUUUCUUUCCUGUCAUUGUAUUGGUUCACUAGUUACAACAAGCAUAUAUUAUUAAUACUUUUGCAAUUAAAAAGUCCAAUUAAGGCAAUUAAAAGGCAAAGAAAAACCUGUCUGCCCAAGUGGAAUGGAAAUUCUAUGAGGCAAGGAUCGUGUGCAUUUUGCUCACUGCUGUCUCUCAGAAACGGCUAACGCCUCUCUCCAUAUGGCGACUGCACAGGAGAUGCUUGUUGGUGAAUGGAUGAACAUAGCCAUGGCUGUGAUGCAGGUGAAGUGCUGUUUGGGGAGCAAAGGGAGGUCAGCUGAGGUUCUUGGUCAUCAAGUGCCGUGGCUUCUGCUGGUUUCACCAGCUCACCCACUUCUCCUCUUCUCUGAUGUUGCUCUGGGGAACUACCCAGUCCCCAGUGCACGUUCUUGUUGGGAGAAUUAGUCAAGGUGUCUGCCCUCAGGGGCCAAAGAGUGGGCCCCUGAGCUAAGCCAGGCCAGUUGGGGCCUCUUGCUGAGAAUCUGGAUUGAAAAGAACCCUGCAUAGAUGGACUGUGGGAGAGCCGACUCAUGCUGGAGGCAGCGCCUGACAACAACAGCCACCAACUCCUGGUGCGUGCCACCCAGGUCCCUGCAGCUGCUUCCUGUUCUUUCCCGGAGAGUUCUCCAGUUUCCUUUUGAGUCUAUGAGACCCUCCUCUCAUCACCAUCCUUCCAAUCAAUCUUAACCUCCCCGCAACCCCAUAAUCAAAUGGGUUUCUGUUGCUUGUAACCCAACAGCCCUGAUAAUGUUCAGAGAUAACUGGAAAGUCCUUGCACUCUUCCUCUUUCAUGACCCUGUAAGCUAGGGUGACCAUCAGUCUACAGAGCUCCAGGGCAGCCCUGGCCUACAGCCAUUGUCCAGGCCUAAUUAUUAAUAUCAUCCCUUUAGUCUCCUCGUCUGAAUGAUCAAUUAUGUGAUCAGCCUACUUAUAGCUAUCUUUUGGUCUUCCUCACUUUGGCAAAGGAUUAUCUUCUGUUUUGCUUUAUCUGAGCCACUUUCCCAGAACAAUAGCAGAGAUCUCUCUAUUCACCUGCUUACAAAAAAAACAAAAAACAAAACCAAACAAAAAACCCCAGCAACAACAAGAUAUUCUCUUGAUUGAUAAAUAACCCACAUUCGAGGCUUAUUCAUUAUUGUUCCUGUGGCAAAGUAUAGAUUCUUUAGGCCAAUCUCCUCCAUAAUAUUUUGAAAAGUAUGGAAAAUGUCACCUUUACCUCUUUUGUCUUCUAGGUUGCUUGUCUUUUCUCUCCUGCGUAAUUUCCACUUUCAUUCAUGAUAAUGUCGAACACGCUCAAUCACCUAAGAAGACCAAAGAAAAAUCCCCUGCAAAGAGGAUCAUCAUUUCCUUGAAGAUCAAUGACCCACUGGUCACUAAAGUCGCCUUCGCCACGGCCCUGAAGAACCUCUACAUGAGUGAGGUGGAGAUUAACUUGGAAGACCUACUGGGAGUGCUGGCUUCCGCCCACAUCCUCCAGUUCAGUGGCCUGUUUCAAAGGUGCGUGGAUGUGAUGAUAGCCAGACUCAAGCCAAGCACCAUCAAGAAAUUCUACGAGGCCGGCUGCAAGUACAAGGAAGAGCAGCUCACCACCGGCUGCGAGAAGUGGCUGGAAAUGAACUUGGUUCCUCUAGGGGGGACGCAGAUCCACCUCCACAAAAUCCCACAGGACCUGCUCCACAAAGUGCUGAAGUCCCCCAGGUUAUUUACCUUUAGUGAAUUCCAUCUUCUGAAAACAAUGCUUUUGUGGGUCUUCUUGCAACUGAACUACAAGAUUCAGGCAAUUCCGACUUAUGAAACCGUGAUGACAUUUUUUAAGAGCUUUCCUGAGAACUGUUGCUUUCUGGACCGGGACAUAGGACGGAGCUUGAGGCCGCUCUUCCUCUGCUUGCGUCUGCACGGCAUCACCAAAGGCAAGGAUCUGGAGGUGCUGCGGCACCUUAACUUCUUCCCAGAGUCAUGGCUCGACCAGGUUACAGUCAACCAUUACCACGCACUGGAGAAUGGGGGCGACAUGGUCCACCUGAAAGAUCUUAACACCCAGGCUGUGAGAUUUGGGCUGCUCUUUAACCAGGAGAAUACAACUUAUUCGAAAACGAUUGCUCUAUAUGGAUUCUUCUUUAAGAUAAAGGGACUCAAACAUGAUACUACCUCUUAUAGUUUUUACAUGCAGAGAAUAAAGCACACAGACCUGGAAUCUCCCUCUGCGGUCUACGAGCACAACCACGUCAGCCUGCGAGCGGCACGCCUGGUGAAGUAUGAGAUCAGAGCAGAGGCCCUGGUUGACGGCAAGUGGCAGGAGUUCAGGACAAACCAGAUCAAGCAGAAGUUUGGGUUGACCACGUCAUCCUGCAAAAGCCAUACCUUGAAAAUCCAAACUGUGGGCAUCCCAAUCUAUGUAAGUUUUGCAUUCAUCUUCCCAGCAUCUUGACAGUUUCCAGAAGAAUCUAUGGGAUUUUCCCCCCACUGGUCUGCAUAAAAGAAAAUAAAAUGACAUAAAAGGGA